Messenger RNA from Cornus florida, 3381 nucleotides. RefSeq names its product 1-aminocyclopropane-1-carboxylate oxidase homolog 1-like. Bases 2023 to 3123 code for a protein of 366 amino acids. NCBI's taxonomy places the organism in Eukaryota, Viridiplantae, Streptophyta, Magnoliopsida, Cornales, Cornaceae. The record is from RefSeq and is a predicted model, not a curated record. The transcript has 6 exons.
AGGAAUUGUUUUCUGUAUUUCCAUCUCCUCUUUCCUUCGUCACCAUCAUUAGUGACCAUUUUUGAACUCAUUAUUGAAGGACUUGUGAUGAGAUUUUGAUUGUGAGGUGUGAAUGAAAAAUGACUUAGAGGAAGUGAGGUUUCCAUUGAUAUAGUAUAUGUGGUCAUUCCUUAAUCCAUGGGUUUCAGAAAGUGCCUUGAAAAGAGGAGGAUCUUAGUUGUGCUUCAAUGGAGAGUUCUUCAUCUUCAUUAUCUUGUUGGUGGGUUUGAUCAUCUCUUAAGUGUUCCAGGGCUCGGUUAGACGUUUCUGCCUCAGCCCUCUGUUAGGGAAGAAUAUAUAGAUGGAGUGGACCAAGAUGACACCACUUGUCAAACCAGAAAUUGGCUGAAGUUCUAUCACCAAUUUCUAGCUUGACAAGGGGCAUGAUUGUAUCUUUAAGGCCAAGCAGUCUUCUCCAACUCCAAGAACAUUGUCCAGAAACUUUGACAUCCCAAAUACUUCUACCUUUGAGGAGAUAGCUUCAAGAUGCUUCUCAACCGCGCUAUAUCAGAUGGAAUGGUACCCCUGAAUCGAUUCCCACUUAACAGAAAAAUCUUCAAGUCUGAGAAAUUCCCAAUUGAGAAAUAUAUACAUACAUUAGAAAUUUACCAUGGUGGCGGCGGCGGCGGCGGCUAUGGUAGGGCUGCGAAAUGGUGAUGGUGGGUGUGAACUAGUGGUGGUGAGUGUGGUAGGGUUACUAGGGUAUUUUAGUUAAUAAAAAAAGAAUGAUAUUGGAUAAAUUGGUAAUUGAACGUGUCAAAGAAUAAUAAUGUUAAUUUAUCAUUUGGAAUCAUUGAGUGUCUUUGUUAAUUUUAUCAAACCUAAGGGAAUGUCUUUGUCUAAAAAUCGAUUAAAUUGUAUAUAGGACCGGACUUACAAUUCGUAAAAUACAACUAGGCCCAGGCCGGCCGUUGAAAAGUCAAAACCCGUGGACUCAGGCAUGGAUUCCUAAAACCGGGGCCCGACCCGGCCCAUUAUGCACCCUUAUCCGUAUAUUAAUUCAUCAGGGUCUCAACCACUUAAAAAUAUAUAAUGAUGGAUACGCAUCCACACGCACUAUCUACCAUUUAUUACCACAACUGACAUCUACUCUGCUUCCUUUUAUAUAUAUAUAUAUAUAUAUAUAUAUAUAUAUAUAUAUUUUUGGACUUUCUGGCAACUAAUGUCCUGCAUGCACUCAUCAUCAACAUCAUUACUCUUUGGCAUGUCCAUUAUUUUUUUGGACUUUUUUUUUUUUUUAAUUUUUAAUUUUUGUAUGUAUUUUAUUUUAAAUUGAAUGUGAAAACACGAAUACUUUUCCAAAGAAACAGUUUUUGUUUCGUAUAUAAUCUCAUCUAUUUGUUUAUACAUGUGUUAUACUUCCUAUCACAUAUAUUCACUUUGUUUCGUAUAUAAUCUCAUCUAUUUACAUAUGCAUGUCUUAUACUUCCCAUCACAUAUAUUCAUGAUUUUGAAAUAAGCGUUUAAUACUACCUAGAUAUUCUAGGAGACAUGUAUAUUGAGCAUUUAAAUGUAAUUUUUUUAAAUUAAAAAUCACAGUAUAAUUGUUAGGAGAAGCAUAAGAAAGGUUCUAGAUACUUCAACGAAACGCUAGUAAUUGAUAUAUAUAUAUAUAUAUUUACACAAACACACACUAUAUAUAUAGAUAUAGAUAGAGCAUGAUAAACAAUUACUAUUGUUUUAGAUUCAUAUAUAGACCCAUAUAUAUUUUUGAACUUCUAUAAAAAUUAUUGAAAAGGAGUGCAUGGGUUCCCACCACUUCAUCCAGGCAAAGUCUCAACCACUUAAACUACUUUAUUAUCACAAUAAUUACCACGCCCCACACCAACUAUCUGCUUCCUUUAUUUGUUUCUGACUUUCUUGCCACUCGUAUCCUGCAUCCACCAACACUUCCUGUACUCAUCAUCAACAUCUUUAAUUCACUCCUUAGCUUGCACAUAUAGAAGACACCUACAUCUAUAGUACUUGUUCACAUCUUCAUCCAUGGAAGUCUCAACCACUGAAAAAUCUAUUGAUGGAGAUUACAAUUGGGCAAAAGGAGUGACUGAAUUCGAGGAAACAAAAGCUGGAGUUAAAGGACUUGUGGAUGCUGGCAUUGCCAACAUCCCCAGUUUCUUUAUCAACCCUCCAGAGAACCUUCAAAACUCAUCAAACACUACACACCAAAUCCCCAUAAUAGACCUCAAAGGGUUUGAAAAUGGUGGCCAACAUCGACAGAAGAUUGUCAAUGAAAUCUGCAAAGCAUCAGAAACAUGGGGGUUCUUUCAAAUUAUCAAUCAUGGAGUACCAGAUACUGUAAUGGAUGGGAUGAUAGAAGGUGCUCGACUAUUCCAUGAGCAGCCUGGAGAGACAAAGAUGGAGUUGUAUAGCCGAGAUCGAACACAAAAUGUGAGAUAUUACAGCAAUGAAUACCUCCAUUUAUCCAAAGCUGCUGCAAAUUGGAAUGAUACAUUAUCUUGUGUUUUCAGAGAUGAUAUGGUGAACCCGGAUGUGUUACCUUCAGUCCUCAGAAGAGAAGUGGAAGAGUACAUGAAAUGCAUAAUCAAACUGAAGGGGCAACUAUGUGAACUACUAUCAGAAGCUCUAGGGCUGAGCAGUGACUAUUUUCGGAGCACAGAGUGCAUGAAGACUACAUCAUUUAUGUGCCACUAUUACCCAAUUUGCCCACAGCCUGACCUGACUCAAGGCUUGAGCCAACAUACAGACCUGCCUUUUCUAACUCUUCUCCUCCAAGAUGGCAUUGGUGGCCUUCAAAGUCUUCAUCAAGAUCAUUGGGUUGAUGUGCAUCCUGUCCCAAAAGCUCUUAUAGCAAACCUUGGGGAUUUUAUGCAGCUUAUCACCAACGAUAAGUUCAAAAGUGUGGAGCACAGAGUACUGGCUCGAUCAGUUGGACCAAGGGUAUCAACUGCAUGUUUCUUCUCUCCCAGCACUAGGAAUGUAUCUAAGCCGUGUGGACCUAUAAAGGAACUUCUAUCUGAGAUCAAUCCACCUAUAUACAAGGAAGUUCUUAUCACAGAUUUAGCCGCCGCGAGGUCUGAACUGAAUGGUACUCGUUCCUCAGUUCUUCCUCUAUUCAAGCUAUGAUGAGCAAUUGCUAGUAACAGAAAGACUGAACAAUAAUUGGAUUUUUGCUCAAAUUUAAUGUUGAAAAAUGAUCCGAAAACGUAGUAGAUUUGUAAUCACUUUUCUAGGAACAGAGUGCCUAUCAGUUCUAUAAAAACUAUGAUUACUAAUUCUAGAGAGCUUGUUUUUAUGGCCGUUGUUAAGGACUUCGGUUGUCAAGCACUCCAUUCUUUCUCUUUCCAAGUGAAAUUUCAGAAGAGUUGGUAUAUUACACAAAAA